AAAAAUCAAAAUAAGCAGGUGCGGCCGUUUCAAUACGGUAUGAAGAGGGUCCGUUAAAAACGAGCGAGAAGGACAACAGUGAUGCGGCAGCCGAAGUGGGCCCAGAUUGAUGGUUUUAUGAUCAUAUCAUCAUCCACCGUCAGGACCGAUCACUGAUUUUACUGAUAAGGAGCAUCAUCGAGGAGUAUACACUAGCCUAUAGGCUAAACUGACCUGGGGUCCGUUGGUUUGUUUGUUUUGAUCUGGAUAAGCAGGAGGAGAUUCGUCGGUGCUUGAGUGCAGUGGUUUCUUUACAUAAGGAGCUGUGUGAGAUCAGUUAUAGAAAUAAAUAUCCACAUACAGGCCGAUGACUUAGUGUGUGUGUGUGUGUGUGUGUGUGACGCCAAUACAGCAGCAGAGAGGCGUGCGUGUGUGCGCGCGCGCGUGUGUGUGUGUGUGUGAGGAGACGCGCCUGUCUGAGCAUCAUCUGGUAGCUGCACAGGCUACUUCUCCACGGGGAUGAUAAACAAGUGAUUUUUGAUCUGUGCGUGAAAAACAGAAGAUUCAGGGAUGCUGCUGCUGCCUUUUCCAGUCCGGCUCUGAUAGAGACUGCGAGGCGCACAGCACGGGACUGGGCAUCCAGAAAAUAUCUCUCCUCACCUUUCCUCCGCCUCUGCUCCUUCUCCCCCCUUUAUCUCUCCCCCCUCUCCUCCUUCUCCCCCCUCCUGAGCGUCUAUUCAUACUGAUCAAUUGAUAAUUUGUGAUUCAGAAAGCCACCCACUCCUCCAUCCUCUCCUCCAUUCACCCAUACAUCCUCUUAAACGCAACCUUUACGCACUCACACACGCAAAGGCACGCACGCACCACCGCCAUCUACAUCUACAGCCACCAUGGAGACGACCAAGCUGCCUCCGACCAGCCCGUCCUCGCCGACCACCAGCUUCUCGGUACCGUCCGCGGAGAAGGUGGACGGCUUCCCGCGGAGGUCGAUGCGCAGAGCCCGGCAGAGGAGGUCCCACAGCUCGUCCCAGUUCCGCUACCAGAGCUCCCAGGUGGAGCUCACCCCGCUGCCCCUGCUCAAAGACGCCCCGGUGGCAGAGUUACAUGACCUGUUCUGUAAGAAGCUGCAGCAGUGCUGCGUGCUGUUUGAUUUCCUGGACUGCGUGGCUGACCUGAAGGGGAAGGAGAUCAAACGUGCGGCACUCAACGAGCUGGUGGAGAGCGUGGCCACUAGCAGAGGAGUCCUCAUAGAGCCUCUGUACCCAGAGGCAAUAAAGAUGAUCUCUGUAAAUAUCUUCCGGACUCUCCCACCAAGCGAGAAUCCAGAGUUUGACCCUGAAGAAGAUGAGCCCACACUCGAAGCCUCAUGGCCGCAUCUGCAGCUGGUGUACGAGUUCUUUCUGCGUUUCCUGGAGAGCCCGGACUUCCAGCCCUCCAUGGCCAAACGCUACGUCGACCAGAAGUUUGUCUUGCAGCUCCUGGAGCUGUUUGACAGUGAGGACCCCAGGGAGAGGGAGUACCUAAAGACCAUCCUGCACCGUGUCUAUGGAAAACUACUGGGCCUACGAGCCUACAUCCGCAAACAGAUAAACAACAUCUUCCUCAGGUUCAUCUAUGAAACUGAGCACUUCAACGGAGUCGCGGAGCUUCUGGAGAUCCUUGGCAGCAUCAUAAAUGGCUUUGCCCUGCCCCUAAAGGCUGAACACAAGCAGUUCCUGGUUCGGGUUCUCAUCCCGCUACACACAGCAAAGUCCCUUUCCAUUUUCCACGCACAGCUGGCCUACUGUGUGGUGCAGUUUAUGGAGAAAGAUGCUACAGUGACUGAAUAUAUCAUCAGAGGGCUGCUCAAAUACUGGCCAAAAACCUGCACGCAGAAAGAGGUGAUGUUCCUGGGGGAGAUUGAAGAGAUCCUGGAUGUGAUCGAGCCGUCUCAGUUCAUCCGGGUGCAGGAGCCGCUCUUCAAGCAGAUCGCGGCCUGUAUCUCCAGCCCUCACUUCCAGGUAGCGGAGCGGGCUCUUUACUUCUGGAACAACGAAUACAUCCUCAGUCUGAUAGAGGAGAACUGUCAAGUCAUCCUGCCGCUGGUGUUCGCCACUCUCUACAGAGUCUCCAAGGAGCACUGGAACCAGACCAUCGUGUCUCUGAUCUACAACGUGCUGAAGACCUUCAUGGAGAUGAACAGCAAGUUGUUUGAUGACCUCACUGCCUCCUACAAAGUGGAGAAACAGAAGGAGAUGAAGCGAGACAGGGAGCGUGCAGACCUCUGGCGAGGCCUGGAGGAGCACCAGGAGCGCCGGAUGCAGAUGCUCACUGAGGCCGCAAGGAACCAGCGCAACCUCCAGGAGCGAGGCGAGAGAGGGGACCCGGCGACCCCUUCAUCCCCGCAGACGGCUAACUCCGACCAGCCCGAGCUCAAGCCCAGCGGGGCCUCCUCUUCCUCCUCUGGAGCCGGGGAGAGCGCCACCUAGGUGCAGCACCAGAUUAGAUAACAGGGGGGAUAGGGGACAGAGAGAAGAUAUGAGGUUGGUGGUGAAAGGGUUGGGAUCUCAGAUGGAAAAGGUACAAAACAAAUCUGCAUUUCUUUUUAUCUUGUAUCAUCGAGGGGGUGGCUUUUUGUGAAAGAGCGCACAAAACUCAGUGAUACGAGGUAAAGACUGUACCUUUUUUCUGAUUGUGUGAAACUGGUUCACUUUUUGCUGUACACACAUUAUGUUGCAGAUCAGAAGAUGAAUAUUGUCCGAAAGUGCAGACUGUCAUUUUAAUUAACGGCUGGUGUAUUAAACUGCAGGUCAGUGCCCAAAAUUUGUAGCUGGCCUGCUUCAAAUCAGCCUCAAAGUAAGAGAUGAGAUUUCUCUUAUGGUGCAGCACUUACCAGGUUUAACAUGUGUCUAACUUGUCUUGAUAUUAAACCAACCAACAGUCAGAGUCUGUACUGUGGCCUUGUAUUGAUCUUUUGGUCAGAGAUGCUUAUUUCAUGCGUGGAUAGCACAAUACAUUAAUAAACAAAAGAAGCAAUUUCACACAAAUGUCCCAAAACUGUUGCCGCACAGACCAGACACACAAACCCUCACAUACACGCAGACGCAGGUACAUAUUUACUGUAAAUAUGAGAUGACAGAGCUAGAGAGGGAAAGUGUAUCCAGGUCAAACAAAUCUCACACACCAACAAAUCAGUGCACCAAGAUAUUCACACAUACACGCACACACACACACGCACACACACACACACACACACACACGCACACACACACAGACAGACACAGACACACACAGCUGGUUCUGGCGCUAAAUCCUCUCCCAAUUUUGUCGGGUUCCAUCAAAGGACGAGCCUAAAGUCCCUCGAGGUUAAAUAGCAACUGAUGAAGAUGAUGAUAAUGAUAUAAAGUACAAUACUGUUCCUUCUUCUUACUUGUUACUCUACUACUACUACUCUACUCUACUCUAAGUACUACUGAUGAUGAUGAUGAUAAUGUUUUUAUAUAUAUACAUAUGUCUCUGGAUAUUUCUGUAGUGUAUUAUGGGAGAAACACUAGUGUAGCAGAUACCAUGAAGGGGAAGGCUGGCCUUGAAUUCUGAAUUCACAUCACAUGUUAACUGUAUGAGGCCAUAAUGUGAGUGCUGAAAUUCAGCGGAAUUCCCCUUUAACAGACCUUAAAGAGGGGAGGAACGAACUGGAUUAGCAGCGGCUGUUUUUCUUUUCUUUUGAAAUUUCGGUUGUCAGUGGUGCAGUGGUUGUAUAUUAAAGGGGUAUUUCUUGAAAUCCAAAAACAUUCCAUGUUUAAGAUCAUUACUAUGUUUUUUAUGUUUGUUUGAAGGUGCCCUGUGGAGAAACAAAGUUAUGUUUACAUUCAGUGUUAACUCACCAAAACGCAUUGUGUGUAUCCCUGGGGCUUGACAAAGGUGCUGAAUGCAUUUCCUUCCUAAUAAAACAUUUGCAAAGCCAAUUUUUAAAAAUAUUUUAACUCUUGCAUUGUUUACAUCCAUGUUUACUUGCUAGUAGUCCUCUUCUUUGCUGCCUUUGUUGGCAUAUUGCUAAAUUUCUUUGCGCAUUACGUCAGUGGAAUAGCAUUAAACUGGCAGCAUAAUGUGAAUCAAAUUGCAUGUGUGCUCAUGUGCAAAGAUGUCCAACCGUAUUCACGAUGCAUACAUGAUGGGGACCCAUUCAUAAAAAACAUUGCUCUAUACUACGAUGCUACUAGGGGUGAAAAACUCCACAGGGCACUUUAAUUUUUAUGUUGCGGGACACAUUGAUUUUUUAAAUAAAUUUAAUAAACUGCCUGGGUUGCAUGUUACAAAGUUGAA
Molecule: messenger RNA, 4281 nt
Organism: Micropterus dolomieu (smallmouth bass)
Lineage: Eukaryota; Metazoa; Chordata; Actinopteri; Centrarchiformes; Centrarchidae
Gene: ppp2r5b
Product: protein phosphatase 2, regulatory subunit B', beta
Exons: 13
Coding region: 870-2447 (525 amino acids)
Biological process (GO): signal transduction; protein dephosphorylation
Cellular component (GO): nucleus; protein phosphatase type 2A complex; cytosol
Molecular function (GO): protein phosphatase activator activity
Source: RefSeq, a predicted model, not a curated record